Messenger RNA from Helianthus annuus (common sunflower), 1681 nucleotides. Its product is annotated as protein ASPARTIC PROTEASE IN GUARD CELL 1. Gene Ontology annotation, molecular function: aspartic-type endopeptidase activity. Gene Ontology annotation, biological process: proteolysis. The transcript has a single exon. Lineage: Eukaryota; Viridiplantae; Streptophyta; Magnoliopsida; Asterales; Asteraceae. The record is from RefSeq and is a predicted model, not a curated record. The coding region runs from base 4 to 1530 and encodes 508 amino acids.
UCCAUGUCGGAAGACUGUCAUGUCACGACACAAUUUUUCGUUCAUAAAAAUCAUCGUCUUUCUCAGUUAACUCAUAACCAAAAACCAGAUAUGAUUUCUUUUUUCUUCUUCCUCUUUCUCUUUCUCUCUCUCCUCUCCUGCUCCCAUUCCACUACCGCUAUCGCUUCCACCAUCACCACCAACACUUUAGAUGUCGCCUCUUCAGUGCAAAAAACCCUCGACCUCCUAAACCCUACUUUCCUCCAAAAACAAUCCGAAAAAACCCAAACCGAAACCAAAACUACUUCUUUGUCUUUCACUUUACAUCCUCGAUCCUCCGUCCACCAUAACCAACACUACCACGAUUACGAAUCAUUAACUCUCGCCCGACUUGCUCGUGACUCACACCGAGUCACCUCACUCAUAACAAAACUCAAUUUCGCUAUCUCCGGAACCAACAUAUCAGAGACGAAUCCAGUGUAUAAAGCGGACACUUUAACAACGCCCGUUACGUCGGGUUUAUCUCAAAGAAGCGGGGAGUACUUCGCAAGAGUUGGACUCGGUACACCGGCCCAAUCGUAUUACAUGACAAUCGACACCGGAAGUGACCUAACUUGGCUUCAAUGUAAGCCAUGCUCCAAUUGCUACCAACAAACCGACCCGAUUUACGACCCGUCGGGCUCAAGUUCUUACAAUGUAUUACCUUGCACUUCUGAGCAAUGCGAGUCACUUGACACGUCAGCAUGCGAGAGUAACACGUGUUUAUAUCAAGUGUCGUACGGAGACGAAUCAUUUACCGUUGGCGAUUUCGUUACCGAAACGGUGUCGUUUAAUUCAGGAUCUUUUCCGUCCGUAGCCGUCGGUUGCGGUCACGAUAACGAAGGUUUGUUCGCCGCCGCAGCCGGACUUCUCGGACUAGGCCGACAUCCGUUGUCUUUUCCGUCACAGAUCAAAUCGACGUCGUUUUCGUACUGUCUUGUUGACCGUGAUUCGGCCAACGUGUCCACGUUGGACUUUAACUCCGUACCGCCGGCGAACUCCGUCACCGUGCCGUUACUACAAAACCCUAAGAUGAAGAGUUUUUAUUACGUCGGGUUGACUGGAAUAUCCGUCGGUGAACGACCGUUACCCAUCCCACCGUCCAUAUUCGCCAUCGACGGUUCCGGAAAAGGUGGAGCGGUGGUGGACUCCGGCACUGCCGUGACUCGGUUACACACUCAGGCUUACAACUCGUUGCGGGACGAGUUUACUCAGCAAGGAAGUAGCUUGAAACGGACUAACGGAUAUGGGUUGUUCGAUACGUGUUUUGAUUUUUCGGAAAUGACGAGUGUGAAGGUGCCGGAGGUAGCGUUUAUUUUCGCCGGAGGUAAAACGUUGUCGUUACGACCGGAGAAUUAUCUGGUUAAGGUUGAUUCAAGUGGGAAGUUUUGUCUGGCAUUUGCUCCAACGGCGGAUGCAUUGUCGAUCAUCGGUUCUAUCCAGCAGCAAGGGACACGUGUUGGUUAUGAUAUGGGGAAUUCGGUCGUUAGUUUUUCGCCAAAUGAUUGUUGAAUUAUUAAGGAAACAUUUGAUCAUGAUAUGUGUAUCUUUUAUGCAAACAGACAAAUGUACCUGGUACUGGAGUACCUAAUAAUUAAAUAAUUUGUUUGCUUGAUGUGACACAUGAAAGUGUAAUGAUAUGAAUGUUGGAUUUUACGAAAAA